AUGCACCAUCUUGAAGGUCCCUGGGCGGCGGCAGAUAGCACCAGGCGUCCGCCAUACAAUUCGGAGGCAUCGGACCUCUCAAGAGAUGAUCGGCGACCGCUCAUUCAUGUGCAGUCCACCGACUCGGCAGAGACCCGCAUCGAGCCAUUAGAGUCCGCGCAAACCCAACGACCCAAGAGCUCAGUGACCGCCGAGCCCAGCGCCGCCCAUGUCACCGGCGCUCCGCACGGAUCUUACAACAAGCUGUCUAACACAGACUGGGACUCGGCCGAGUCGCCUCGUCACGGUGGAUGGGACUACACACCAGGGAGAACAGACACAAAGUCCCAUCUAUCCCACAGAGAAUCCGGUCUCACUCCUUCUGCACCCAAGCAGCCAUGGAGCACAUCCCUCAAGGGCUGGCUACCAGAGCUCAUAUGGUCAAUCAUAAGCAUCGCCUCCGUCGCCGCUCUCGCCGGGGUGCUAUCCCGCUUCGAUGGCCAACGACUGCCCGAAUGGCCGCUAGGCCUGACACUCAACACUCUCAUCGCCUUCCUCGCGACGCUGGCGCGAGCUGCGUUUGUUAUCCCAGUGUCUGAGAGCUUGUCGCAGUUGAAGUGGCUCUGGUAUCGCAAGGAGAGGCCGUUGAAGGAUUUUCAGGAUUUCGACUCGGCUAGCAGAGGACCUUGGGGGAGUAUUCAACUGUUGAAGACGACUAAGGGUUGGUCCCCGAGUCUCAUUGCUACGAUUGUCAUGAUCACGGCAAUCUUCACGUCGACGUUGACGCAAUCCGCCGUCACAUACCCCGUCCGCCUCGCGCGCGUAGACGGUGAUGCGACAGUGCCCCGAUCAACAUCGUACUUCUUUAGUACAUCCAAUACCUUCUCCAGCCUUCAGCAAGAAAACUACGUUCAACAAUCCAUCUUCGAAGGCCUAAGCUACGAUCAUACCCAAGAAUUCCCCCUCAGCCCGGCCCGCUGUCCCACAAGCGAGUGCCAAUGGGAGACUUACAGCUCGCUGAGCAUCUGCGCCAAAUUCUGGAACGUGACGAAUUCGUUGAAUGUCACAACUAGAGAGACGUCUACUGGGUCACCGCGGGUGAAAGCUUCGCUUCCCAACGGGAUAUCUGCGAAUUUGAGCGGUAACUACUUCGGUCUCAUCAAUCUACGGGGCAUGAGUAAGCCAAUUGCGUCAGACGUGAAACCCGAGGCAGCGCUCUUCAACUUCACGGUGAUCUAUUCCUUACGAGAAGGGAAUGACGCCGCAGUCGGAGCCACGGAGGCUGUGCUGUACCUCUGCGCGAAGACGUACAACCUCUCCUUCACAGGCAACAUUGAAUCGCGUAAGGUCGUCGACAUCACCUCGGACGUCGAACAGGGCUCCAUCACGUUCCCCUCCGGCCAGGUACGAGACGACCUACCCGCGAUACGAGACCCCCUCAACCCCGAUGGCGAAAACUUCCCCUACGGCGGUACCGGGUUCGGCGCGAUGCAGGACAGUCUGAGGAAUGCGCUCAACGGGUCGUACUCGGAUCUCAGUAACGUGCCGAGUGCACUCGGUCUUGCGCCGGCUCGGUACCUGGCUGCGAUACAGUACGGCGCCAAGACGUUGGAGGCGCAGGGGCGGGCGAAUGUGUCGCAGGAGGUUGUGAUUAAUGAGGCCGUUGCGAAUAUUACGAAUAAUGUUGCCAGGAGCUUGUCGAAUCGCAUAACAAAUGAUACCACAAUAGCAAGUGGGCAAGCACUCGCAUCGGAAACAUUCGUACAAGUUCGCUGGCCUUGGCUUGCGUUCAUAUCCUGUCAGGCCGUGCUUUCCAUCAUGCUCCUGGCUCUCGCCAUCGUUCAGACCAAAGCAGCGGGUAUCGGGGUGGUGAAGAGCUCUACGCUACAGGCCAUGGUCGCUAUCAACUCCAAGGAUAAGCAGGCUCUUGAGAUUGGGCUUGCGCAGGGGCACCAUCAGGAAGAAGUUGAUGAUGUCGUUAAGAGAGGGCCUGGGAUAGCUUGGAGCUUGGGUACAGUAGAGACAACAUUCGCAAUGUCUCAACAGCUUCUACACCGCGGACUCGCCGAAACAGGCCUCCUGGCCCUCGGCAGAUCCCACCCCGACAUCAAAUUACUAUGCCUCCAGCGCUUCGUGCGCAUGUUCGCCUACGGCGCGACAACCUUGCAGCUAGUAGCGUACUUUGAACUCCUCGGCCUCUCGGCGACGCGAAUUGGUCUGUUCAUGGCGUUUACGCUGGUCGGCGACGUCUGCAUCAGUUUAGUUCUCACCUCCAUCGCCGAUGGCGUCGGGCGGAAGGCGGUGCUAGCUGCAGGCGCGGCUUUGAUGGCUGUUAGCGGUGUUGUUUUUGCGAUGUGUAGCGGGUUUUGGGUGUUGUUGGCUGCUGCUGUGGUGGGGGUUAUAAGUCCAAGUGGCGCUGAAAUUGGACCUUUCCGGGCUGUGGAAGAGAGUAUCGUCGCGCAUCUUACUACGGCUGAGGAUAGGAGCGAUGUCUAUGCCUGGUAUAGCCUCAUGGGUGCGGCCGGAACUGCCUUUGGGGCGAUGACGAGCGGCUGGACGGCGCAUUACUUGACGACGAGUGCCGGCUGGGGACUUGAGCAUGCGUACCGUGUAGUCUUUUACGGGUAUGCGGUGCUCGGAGUGUUUAAGUUCUUCCUCGCCUUGCUCCUGAGCCGUGAUAUUGAGGCAGAACGGGAGGAAGCCGGGGCGUCUGCGGAAGAGACUGCUCCGAUUCUGGGCGAACGGUCGGCUGAGAGUGAGGUAGAGGUCAAGACUUGGCGGUCGAAGCUUUUCCCGAGGAUUGAGAGGAAGAGUAUGCCUGUUGUCGCUACCUUGUGCUUCUUCUUUGCGCUUGAUUCUUUUGCCUCGAGCUUGACUACCCAGUCCUGGAUCGCCUUCUUCUUCCGGUGGAAGUUCAACGUGGACGAUGGAACUUUGGGCUCUUUAUUCUUCACCACGAGCCUGCUGGCAGCGGCCACAACUCUAGUCGCAUCCUCGAUAGCCAAGCGAAUCGGCAACCUCAACGCCAUGGUCUUCACCCACCUCCCCUCGACAAUCUUCACCGCACUCAUCCCUCUCCCGCGAGACGCCACCAUGGCCAUCGUGUUUCUGAUCUUCCGCGCCCUGACGCAUUCCAUGGACGUCGCGCCGAGAGCCGCUUUCCUUGCUGGCGUGAUCUUGCCCAAGGAGCGGACUACUGUGUUGGGCUUGAUCAAUGUUUUGAAGACGUGCACGUCGAGUGUUGGUCCCGUGGGUGUGGGUAUCUUGGUGGAUAAGAAUCUCUUCUGGGUUGCUUUUGUGGGUGCUGGGUGUCUCAAGGUUGUGUACGAUCUUGGGAUGUUGGUUUCGUUCCGCAAGCAUGAGCGAGAGCUACGGGAUGGAGCGGCUGGGAGUGCUUAA
Messenger RNA from Colletotrichum paranaense, 3378 nucleotides. RefSeq lists its product as uncharacterized. Gene Ontology annotation, biological process: transmembrane transport. The transcript is spliced from 8 exons. Gene Ontology annotation, molecular function: transmembrane transporter activity. NCBI's taxonomy places the organism in Eukaryota, Fungi, Ascomycota, Sordariomycetes, Glomerellales, Glomerellaceae. Bases 1 to 3378 code for a protein of 1125 amino acids. Gene Ontology annotation, cellular component: fungal-type vacuole membrane. The record is from RefSeq and is a predicted model, not a curated record.